Lutzomyia longipalpis is the source of this 6309-nucleotide messenger RNA. RefSeq names its product forkhead box protein P1 (gene FoxP). The transcript is spliced from 12 exons. Gene Ontology annotation, biological process: regulation of transcription by RNA polymerase II. Gene Ontology annotation, molecular function: DNA-binding transcription factor activity, RNA polymerase II-specific; RNA polymerase II cis-regulatory region sequence-specific DNA binding. Gene Ontology annotation, cellular component: nucleus. The coding region runs from base 2460 to 5030 and encodes 856 amino acids. The record is from RefSeq and is a predicted model, not a curated record. NCBI's taxonomy places the organism in Eukaryota, Metazoa, Arthropoda, Insecta, Diptera, Psychodidae.
CCGUCCAGGUGGUUUUUCUCGUUCGAACAAAUUGUGACACGCUCAAAGAUAAGGAAAAUUUCUGUUAGAAAAUUGUUUUAGUCUGAUUUUAUUAAUCUUGAAAAAUUAAAACUAAUAUUCAGUAAUAUUUAGCAAAGAUUCCCAAAUAUAGAGAAGCAAGAAAAGCACCCCUUGUUAAAUAGAACACACGCAGUAAAGCUUCCUUCGCAUUUACCACACCAUGGACUAUGCAUUCAAUAUUGUUGAGGGAGACCCAAUAAAAGUCAGGAUUUAUUUACGCAUUUUAGGAGUGAGGGGGUGAAUGUUAUUCACUCACAAAAAAAAGGAAUAUAUGUUGUAUGUUUAUGUAUACUUGAGUGUUUUGGACACAUUUGUGCAAGCAUCUGUCGCACAAGGUGCAAAAUAUGCUCACUCAGAUAAACAGAAAGAAAAUACAAUUUUUAUUAAAAAUAUAUAAUAGCUAUAUAAAAAAUAUAGAUAUAGAAAAAAAGAAUGUGUGAUAUCUAUAAUAUGGGUGUGAAGCCAAAUAUGUAUUGUACAUAUAAGUGGGGGGUGUAGAGGGUAAGUAUGGGUUACCCAUUAAAUCCAAUGGUUUUAAUGGUAAAUCAAUUUCCUUGAAAUCCAAAUAAAAUUCACUGCUAAAUUGCAAUUUUCUAUAUGUGUUCAAAACCACUAAUUUAAGCCGUUGUGGGCUUCCAUUUCCAUCAUUGUGAUGCAUUAACAGUCGCGUCAAAUAAGUCAGUAACACGCUAAAUUGGGGCGGUAUUUUCUGCGAUUUAUCAAUCGAAACAUCGCAACUAAUUCAUCCCUUUUGCAAACAUACAAAAUCAAUCGUUUAUUUCUAGACACAAUUUACAAAAAUGUUUACGGGGUGUUUGGGAAAUGGGAAUGUAUGAAAAUAGUUUAAAAAUCUUAUCACACGCUUAAGUUUUUAUAAACGAUAAGAUUCAACGGAGGUGAUAGGAUUUUGAUAUUUUAGUUCUGAAAAAAAGAAUUAUAUUUUUACCAUUUUUACACAUUAAAUUAUUAUUAUUAAUUCUUUAGGCUAAAAAUUAUUUCUAAAGAAAAAAACUAAAAUGCCAUUUCCUCAUCGACACUAUCACUUUAUUUAUGAGUUAGAUAAAAAGAGGAAAUAUAACAACUCGCCAAAUAAUACUGUCUUCAUCUCAUGUCCGAUUUUAAUGAUUUCCAUAGUAUAUAUUACAUUGCUCUAUGUAUGUUAUCAUGUAUAUGUACAUAUUUCAGGACUCAUGCCGUUUAUUCUUCGCACAUAGAGAGAAAUAUUCGUUGUAUAUAUUUUCGCGGAGGCGGAGUGUAAGUUCCUGGGGUGCAUCCAUUUGUGGAGCUGCACCUGCACAGACUCUUUAGAAAAUACCAUACACCAGAGGGAUCCCCUUUUCGUAGUCGGUUGUAGUAUAAGAGCGAGCUAUGCUGCAUGUGAAAAACCACCUCAUUGGGUUGGUUGGUUGUAUUUUAAUUGCGAAGAGUCAUGGGGAAAGCGGGGUUGCAGGGAUACAAGGGAAAAUGGGGGUGGGGUGAGGAGGACGGGGUGCUCCAUCGCAGAGAAAUAGUGGAAGAGAGAAAGUCGUCUAGUUGGGCUGUUAGUGGACCCCUACCUUCCCGCCACACUGCCUGGUGAAGAAGCGGAUAAAACGACAUGGAGCAAGCGAGAGGGUUUGCUUGGGGUUGGUCUUUGUGCAUCUCAGCCACGCCAAAGUGCAUUUUCUCAGACACAGCUGGUGUUGCGAAGCGCAGGAUCAUUGGGAAUUGUAUGCAAGUUUGCCGCCCCGUAAAAACCCAACCCCGGGUUUUGUUCUACAUCUAUCUAUAUAAUAAUGUUGUAGCAAAAGACACACGCUUGCGGGAGAAAACAAGAUGCCAACUUUUCGGCAAGCGCAACUGCAAAAUGUAUUUUCCAAACCAACCGUCCCAUUCCGAUUCUCCUCUCUCAACCCUCAUAUAUACUAUAUAUACAUACACAUACAUUUCUUUGGGAUUGGGGGAGGGUGCUUGGGGGUAUUGGGGCAGAAAUCGUUGUGUAUUUUGAUAUGGUUUGAGGGUGAUGAUGCUAUUACUUGUAAAUGUUUAGUGUGUUGUGUUCUCAAAUAUUGUGUGUGUGCAUUGUGUUGCUUGUGCCUCCCUUUUAAAACACAGUACUUAUUUGACUUCAACCAUGUUAAGAAGCAACAUCGACACACCAUUUUAUUAUUUGUUAAUAAAAUUCACAAUAAUAACAAUUACAAUACAUAAAAAAAAGUCAAAUAAAUAAGUGAUAAAGAUUUCUUCUACUUUUAACAUUAAGUGUGUGAAAAUAUAUCUUCAAUGUAGCAAAAAAGCUCACAUUUUAAUAAAAAGAAGGAAGACAUAAGAAAAGUAAAAUAGAAAGGAUUAUUCCAAUCGUGUAAAUAAAAAAUUCAAAGUGUUGUAAAAAAAUGUUUUUAAGAAGUUAUAAUUUUUAAAUGGCCAUUGCUUCGGCACCAACAACCAUACAGAAUGCCGCCAUUGAGCGAGUUCUCAAGGAGCGUCAAAUGGAGAUAGAUGAAUCCUGGCACAGAUUGGAGGUUGUUGACAGUAGAACCAUAGACUUUGAACUCAACAUUAACGCUCCCGCGGGCUAUCUCCACGUGCCCCAGACUCCAUCAACGACCCCAAAUGACGACUGUAUUGAUCACAUUGGUGCUACUACCCUCAAUACAUCUAGAUCAAUUGACGCAAAGUCACCUGACGAACCCAAAGAGGGAACAGCAAACGGGGAAGAUUCGAGUCAUCCAGAAACUACAGCAGAAGAGAAUAAAUUUUAUAUGGAUCCCACACGAUCAUCUGAUGCCCAUGAAUCCCCAGUUGCUGCGGCUGAUGAAGAAUCAACAGCUCAACGAACGGAUACAGCAGCACGGAAAUCACCACGCCUCAAUCCACAGCACUUAUUUGCCCAAACGAGACUUCAGCAGCAGCAGCAACAGCAGCAAUUUCAAAUGCAACAACUUCUUCAGCAACAUGUAUUUACACCUACGCAACUUCAGCAGCUCAUGAAGCAUCACAACUUUUAUCUGCAGCAUCAACCGAGGCCGACACAAUUUGAUCUACAGCGGAAGCAAUUGGAGGCAAAUAUGCAGCAACUACAGGAGCAACUGCAAAUGAAUCUGCUUCAACAGACACAUUUUAUGGAUAAGACUGGGCGGAAAGGUAAAGCAUCUGGGGUAUAUACAACAUCGUCAGAGACAUCAACAACUACAACUACAACAACAAUUCAGCAGCAAUUAAUCCUACAGCAACAGGAACUUAUUCAACAACUGCAAAUUAUCCAGAGACAAUAUUUGGUCCAUCAAGGAAUGAGCUUACAACCGUUUUUGCUUCCACAACAAGGUAUCGUGAGAGAUUCUACGAGUCCAUGGAAAGACCCACCAUUAGAAUCAAACUCACGUAGUUUGUAUGCAAAAAUGUUCAAUGGAGCUGAUGAGGAAACACCUGAAAUUAAUCAAUCAAGUGUGCCUGAAAAUACAGAAGAACCACAAGGUGCCCAAGAGGCAGCGUCUGGUGAUAAAUUUGCCAAUAUUUUGAAUUCAAUCUACAUUAAUCGACGCGAUGAAAUAACAAAUGCUCUGAUUGGAUCAUCGGGUAUGGGUAACUUUCUAGAUGACAGAACACGAGAUCUGACGGAAGAAAAGAACUCUGGUCAUCCGCUAUUUGGGCAUGGGAUGUGCAAAUGGCCAGGCUGUGAGGUAAUCUUCGACGAUCUGCUGACCUUUACUAAGCAUCUCAAUUCAGAACACUGUCUCGAUGAUCGAUCAACAGCUCAGGUUCGUGUUCAAAUGCAAGUGGUAUCACAACUUGAGAUUCACUUGCAAAAGGAGAGAGACAGACUGCAGGCAAUGAUGCACCACUUGCACAUAUCGAAGCAAUUGGGAACGAUAUCUGAGCAACCGACCAAAUCAUUCGGUCAUUGUUCACCCACAAUCCCAAAUGCCAUUUCUGCCAUGCCAAUUCGUUCACCAAAUACCCACCAUACAUCAACGAGUACUAUAGGACCUAUACGAAGGCGGAUAACGGACAAAUCAACGUUAUCAUUAGCGGGAGGACUUCCCUAUAUGUUGGAACGUGCAGGAUUGGAUGUACAGCAAGAGAUACAACGAAAUCGAGAAUUCUACAAGAAUGCCGAUGUGAGGCCGCCAUUUACUUAUGCAUCCCUUAUACGACAGUCUAUUAUAGAGUCUCCGGAUAAGCAGCUAACCCUCAAUGAAAUCUACAAUUGGUUCCAGAAUACCUUCUGCUACUUCCGAAGGAAUGCUGCUACAUGGAAGAAUGCAAUACGAACGAAUUUAUCGCUGCACAAAUGUUUCGUGAGGUAUGAAGAUGAUUUCGGCAGUUUUUGGAUGGUGGACGACAAUGAGUUUGUCAAGAGGCGUCAUUUGUCGCGCGGACGCCCGCGAAAAUAUGAUCCAUCGCCAUCACCCCAGAGUCCACCUGGGGCACAAAGCCAAGGUGGCACCCCCGGUGGAGCCGGAGCUAACACCCCAAGUGCACCAGCCACCGAUUCAUCCAAUCCGGCAACUUCGACGGUCACCACUUCAUCAAACUUCUUUCCUAGCAAUUUGACGCCACACACUCUUCAGUCUACGGCAACAGUUCAUAGCCCAUCAAUGUAUACCGCUGAUUCAAUAGGAGCCAACUUACAGAAUCUGUGGUCGUGCGCCCCUGGUUUCCUCGAUGAUGCCUCGAGUUCCAGUUUCUUAGGCAAACAAUCACGUUGCCAAUCUGUCAGUCCCCCAUCUAUAUCGUCACAGCUACAUAGUGGCAGUAUGUACACAAAACGAACAUUAAUAAAUGGCGGCAAAUGCGAUCCUUUUCACGUAAAUUACCUGAAAACUGAACCGCCACAGAGACCACCGGAGGACACGCAGGAUCAUGAAGAAGUUAAUGAGGCUGAGGAUGAUGACGAGCCCAAUUCUCCGGUUGAUGAGGAUACACCAAGUAUGGCUGAGGACUUAACGGUCACGAAUGAGCCAUUGGAUACCAUACCGGAAAUGCACUAAAUUCCCGCGAAAAAGCUCACGAGCAACAUAUCUCUCGACUCCCUCCUCCUCCUCCACAAAUGAAAGCUCUCCCCCCAAACUAUGUCUAAAUGUGAUAUUUUCUUUCUCUGCUGGACCUCUCGUUCUCUCUGCACAAUUAUAAUCUCUGUGUGUGUGUGUACAUAGCAAUACGGAGCCUAACUUUUUUUUUUAAAGAAAGGUCAUUUUUUUUUUUUUAAUAAAUUAAUUUCCUUUUUUUAAAUUAUUAUUAUAUCUUGUUUUAUUUUUAAAGUGCCAAAUAUGUAGUAUAUAGUGGGUAUUCUUACGAUCAUUUCAUUUCAAUGUUAAUGAAUGAUUCUAAAAAAAAAAUUGCAGACUUACAGCACAGAGAUUUGAAGAAUAAAAUGUAAAAUUUAUUUGCCCCUCAAUCUUUUACAUAAACCUAAUUAAAUUUUUUCAGAAAAUAUUUGUAAUUUGAUAUCCCUGUGUUAAAGGUCCGCAUACGGUUAGUUUUGGUAUGUACCAAAAUUCAAGUCAUAGUCAUAAGUGGGUAAUGCAAUUUAUUUAAUAUAUACAUACAUAUAAUUAAUUAAAGUAAUAGAGAAAAUAUGUUUGGGUCUCAAAUUCUAUGGAGGAGCAAAGGAUUUAGGAAUAAAUAAAAAAAGUAGAAUGAAAAAAAAAAAACUAAUGAAGAAUUUCAUAUCAAAUAACAAGAUUAUAUAUAAAAGUAUAAAUAUAUAUUUAUAAGUGUAAGUUUUCAAAAAAAUCUUAAUACGAAAAAUGUUUAAUUGAAUACAUUGAAUUUACAAAAAAAAAUCUUCUCUUGAGUAUAUAAAUUUAAAAAGAAAAUAUUACUUACAAAAAAAUAAAAUAAAAUUCUUUACGUAGAUCUGAUAAAGAACGUUUUUUUUGGAUAUAUAAGUUUCCUUUGAAAGGACUUGAAAAAUAUAUUAAGGACAGAAAAUAAUAUUUGAGAGAGCUUUGUAAAUACAAUCAAUUUUCAACCCUCUAGCUAGAUUAUAUCUAGAUUUUAAUUAUUAUACAUACUGAAACAGUGGAGUCAAUGUUUAUUAAAAAAAAAGAUGUCCCAUCCCCAGCAUAAUAGUAACCGAGUUAUCACAUUGAUGAAUAAAAAAAAAACUAAAAAUGCUUGCACACACAACAUAACAUACUCAUUUUUUGGCAUUGCAUUCGCAAUAUAUUGUAUUACCAAUACGAUGAUAAGAAUAAGGAUAAAAAAAAACAUAACAUUUAUAAAAAUGAAAAAAAAAUAGUAAUAAUAAAUCAAAUCAUUGACGAA